AUGGACCUCGGCUGGGCAAUUUUAAUAAUUGGCUUCGCUGCUCUUGUUGCAGCCUUCCUCCUUCUGGUAAUUGGACUUGUGUACUCUGAGCUGAUGAAUUCAGACAUUCCUCGUGGGGUUGCAAAUAGUAGGAAACUGCACAUGGUUCAUGGCUUGUUUGUUGGCAUAGCAAUUGUGGGCCGGAUCCUAUUUCGUCUGGGUAUUUGUGACCAGGUCAGGUUUAUCCGUUGGUUUGUGGCCUGUUUUCUGACUCACUUAAAUCCAGUUCCCCCUGGCCUACGAGUGAAGGAUCUCAAGUUUUCUGAGGUGCCAGUGCGAGUCUAUGAACCCACCACUGUCUGUGACGGCUUGAGAAGAGGUCUUGUGUAUAUCCAUGGAGGAGGAUGGGUGUUGGGCAGUAUAGAUUCUGUUGAUGAAGUCUGCCGAUACAUUGCAAAGAAGACUGACACAACUGUGGUUUCUGUUGGGUACCGAUUAGCCCCUGAGCACAGAUACCCUGUCCAGCUGGACGAUUGUGAGACAGCAAUGUGUCACUUCCUGUCUGUGGCUGAGGCAGAGUUCAGCGUGGACUCUCACAGAGUGGCAGUCGGAGGGGAUAGCACUGGGGCUAACAUGGCAACAGCACUUUGCCAAAGGCUGGCGAGAAGAGAGGACGGACAUCUGCCAUUCCCCUGCGCUCAGGUCCUCAUCUACCCAGCCCUGCAGAUGGCAGAUUUCAACCUGCCCUCAUACCAGCAAAAUCAUGCUGUGCCCAUAUUGUUUCGUGGCCGGAUGGCAUUCUACUUCCUGCAGUACCUCAAUGGGGACAUGUCUGUGUGCCAAGACGUGCUGGAAGGGAAUCAUGUCCCUACUGAGCUAAGGCCACAAUACAGGGAGUGGCUGUCCACAUCCAACCUACCUCCUGAGUGCCUCGCACGGGGUUUCUCUGAGCAACCAAGCCCAGAAUAUGAUGGAGAGAUAUACCACGUUAUCAAAGCUGGUUUGGAACCUGAGGUCUCACCUUUACUGGCGGAUGACGAAGUCAUUCAGAAGACCCCACCCACCUUCAUCCUCACCUGUGAGUAUGAUGUCCUAAGGGAUGAAGGGAUACUUUAUAAAAAACGGCUGAUGGACUUGGAAAAAGAUGUCACCUGGCAACAUGUGAUGGAUGGUUUUCAUGGCAUGAUUAACUUUUUUAACCAGGGCUGGCUUUCCUUUCCCUCAGCAGUGCGGGUUAUGGAUAGUGUUGUUGACUAUGUAAAAACACUAUAA
Molecule: messenger RNA, 1251 nt
Organism: Scomber japonicus (chub mackerel)
Lineage: Eukaryota; Metazoa; Chordata; Actinopteri; Scombriformes; Scombridae
Gene: aadacl4
Product: arylacetamide deacetylase-like 4
Exons: 4
Coding region: 1-1251 (416 amino acids)
Cellular component (GO): membrane
Molecular function (GO): carboxylic ester hydrolase activity
Source: RefSeq, a predicted model, not a curated record